This is a messenger RNA of Anopheles stephensi (Asian malaria mosquito), 4479 nucleotides long. Its product is annotated as myb-binding protein 1A-like. The record is from RefSeq and is a predicted model, not a curated record. The transcript has 2 exons. Bases 231 to 4367 code for a protein of 1378 amino acids. Gene Ontology annotation, cellular component: nucleolus. NCBI's taxonomy places the organism in Eukaryota, Metazoa, Arthropoda, Insecta, Diptera, Culicidae. Gene Ontology annotation, biological process: regulation of DNA-templated transcription. Gene Ontology annotation, molecular function: transcription factor binding; RNA binding; sequence-specific DNA binding.
UGCCGACUGACAGGUUGACAGUUUACGGGCAAAUAAAAAAGCUGCUGCUCCAAGCACAUGGUUUUCUGUAUUGCCAUCGAAUGCCCGGUGUGUAUCGUGUUCACAAAUAUUGUGUAAUUUUUCGUUUGCUUUCAUUUUGUCCACGUUGGUUUCGAUUCUAACCACCCGUUUUACUAUCGGAAGAGUGACGACUGUGCGACUGUGGUGUGCGUAUUGUGGAAGCCGCAACGAUGAAGGAGCAACCCGGCCGUAAGGCUGGCAUGCUGAUGGACAAAUCCGUGUUUGGUUACUUCAAGCAUUUCAUCAAUGAGGACGAUGGUGUCCGGGUGAACGGUGCCUGCAGUUUAAUCGAGUUCUUGACCAAGGGCAAAGCACACGCGGCACAGCAGAAUGGGUCCGGCGAUGUGGCUGAAGAAACGUUCGCACCCAAAACGACCGAAACCGCCUAUGCGCUGAAGCGUCUAGUUCGUGGCGUUGGUUCCACACAGAACGCCUCCCGAAUCGGGUUUUUCACGGCGCUGGUAGGGCUGCUGGAGCAGCUCAAGAGCAAAGAAAUGGAGUGCCCCGCCGUCUCGCAACUGCUGGGACUGAUCAAAUCGGAACUAACCGAUCCCGAACACGCCGACAAAGAGGAUAAAAAGCAAAAAGUUCAGCUCGAGCUACGCAUCGGCAAGAUUCUCGUUUGCGGAGCGAUCAUAAAAUCCGGCCUGAUCGACAACGCAACCGAGCAGGAGUUGCAGACUGUGCUGAAAACGUUUAAGAAAAACAUGCACGAACUGCUCACACCGCUGGUGUACGCGUUUCUGAACGAGCUCGCCAACCGGCUGAAUGCCGCCAAAUUUUCCAAAGUGUUUUGGCCCGUGUUUGAGGAGGUACUGAACGUGCCGAAGGAAAACCACACGAUCGAUUCGGUGUUCUUCCUGCUGCAGCUGUCGAUUGGGCCGCACAAGAAGCUUAUCAAUAGCAAAUACUUCGAGCGCAACUUUGGCGUUCCGAAGCUGCUGCACCAGGAUAACUUUGCCUUUUUGGGUAAGUUGCUUUUCGGUGUCGGCACCACCAUCGGGAUCAAUCAUCCGUUCUACGAGUGUUUGCUGGAGCAGCUGAGCAAGACCAACGCCAUGGUACCGUUCUGGCGCGACACCAUUGUGCCAAUGCUGCAGCAAUCGGAAACGGAGGGCAAACCGAAGCAUCGCAAUUUAGUUGUGCUACGCACGGCAAUUUCCGUUCUUGGCCGCAUGGAAGAUUAUACCGCCGUGCCGGAGGUGUUACACCCGACGUUUGUAAAGUUUCUGGUAAACGAUCUUAAAAAUCGCUCCAAGUACAGUGAAGAUGUCCGCAAUCUGUACCAGGAAGUAUGUACAGCGCUGCUCGCCUGCUACCCAAAGAUGCAGGACGAAGGUGCCCGGCUGGCCACGUUCCGUCGGUUGAUGAAUGCGCCGGGAAGUGUGCUGAUCGACAAGUAUGCCAACUGCAAGCUGCUACAAAACCUGCUCGUCACACUGUCCACCGACAGCUUGCGCACGGUUGCGACCGAACUGCAGACGUUCAUACUGGACGAAUCGACAGGCACGAGUGGCGAGCGGUCGUACGCCGCCCAGAUCCUGCAGCGAAUACUUUCCUUGCGCCAAACCGCGCCAGCUGGCGGCAGCACACCAACCAACGACAAAGCGGAUGUGGAGCAAUGGCAUCAAGAGUUGGUACAGUUUUUCCUUACCCUCGGUGUGUUCUACACCAAGGAUGGGGUGAAGGUGGUGAAGGGCACCAAAUCGGACAAAGUCAUCUCGUCCGAACUGGCUACGAUGAUGCGCGGAAUUUUCUUCCACUCACUCGAGCAUCGGCAUGCGAAGCUUGCGAACGAGCGCACCUUUCUACUGUCGGUCGUGCGCCACGUCGACGAGCUGUUGCGGUCCCACGGUAUCAAAUCGCUUCGAAGUCCGCUGACCGAUGAGCAGCUGAGCUGUUGGCAUAAGAUGAUGGCCACGGUUACAAACGACAGCACGCCCAACAGCAAGAAGCAAAGCAAAAAGCAAACACGUGCCGAAACCGACACCGCGCAGUGCGAAACGGUGUUUCACAUUCUGCUAAUGCACAUGGGGCUGCAUUUGUUCAGCGAUCCGGAGGUGGCCUGCAGCUCCAUCAUGGAGCUCGAGUGUGUCAUGAAACGCAUCCAAGAGAAGGCAAAGCAACGUCGGCAAAGCAGCAAUGGAGGGUCGAAGGGGAAGAAGAAUCCAUCCGACGAACUUUCGUACGAGCUGGAACCGGCCGAACCGGAGUGGAUCGAGGUGGUGGUGGAUCUGUUCCUGAAUCUGCUAUCCCAAAACUCGCACCUGCUGCGCAAAGUGAUCGGCCAUCUGUUCCCGCAUCUUUCGGGCGAACUAACGCUGCCCGCCCUGAAUCAGAUCCUGUCGGUGAUCAACCUGAAGGACAAAUCGAAUCCGCUCGCUGUGAACGGUGAGGACGGGGAGAAUGAUAGCGAAGAGGAUGGAGAAGAGGAAGAAGCGGACGAGGAGGAGAUGGAAUCGGCAUCGGACGGGAGUGAUGCUGAAAGUCGAAAUGACGACCCGAACGAGGAUGCCGAAAAAGACGGUGACGACGACGACGAGGAGGAGGAUGAGGAUGAGGAUGAGGAAGACGAUGACGAUGAGGAGCUAAUGGGCGACGAAGAGGAGGAGGAGAACAUUACGGACACGAUGCGCCAAACAAUACAGGCGGCACUGGGCGGUGCAAACCCGGAAACCGACACCGAAUCCGUAGAUCUGGACGACCUCGAUGAGGAGCAGGGUCGCAAGCUGGACGUGGCGCUUUCCGCAGCGUUCCGGGCGUUCCGCAAGUCGAAACCGCGCAAACGCAAGGGACCGACGAAGGUGGAGAAACAGAUGGACACCGUGCUGACGCACUUCCGGAUGCGGGUGCUCGAUCUGAUCGAUGCGUACCUUAAGCAGGAGCCCGACAUGCUGCUGUGUCUCGAGCUGAUGCUGUACAUCUUCGAGAUGCUGCCGGUGGGUUUGCGCGAGGAGUCCAAGUAUGGGGCCAUCCUGAAGCGGUACAUACACAUCUUCAACACGCUGAUUCGCAUCAAAAAGUUCAAGCGCGAUGCGGCCGGCGUGCGGAUGGAGCAGCUCGACCAGAUACUGCGCGAUCUGAUCGAGAAGGUCGCAAAAGGUGUCGCCUUCCCGGAGCGCAACGAGUACCUGCUGAAGGCCUGCCAGUUUAUAGUCAUCUGCAGUCAGGUGCUGGCGAAGCAGGAGGCGGGAAGUGGAACGGAUGCGGUAGACAAGACGUUCGGUGAGCUGCUGGCAGAGUUUAUUACCAACCGCAAUCCAUCGCUUGCGUUCGGCGUGUUUCAAAAUCUGUUCCGGAUGCAGUGGGGCGGAGUGUGGCAUUUGGCAGACAGGCUGGUGCACGGUGGAUUAAAGGUAAGCUCGGUCCGAGCGAUCCGUAGAAUACAAACCCUUCAGUUGCUGCGGGAGCUGCUCCGAAAUCGACGCCUGAUAAACGCCGAUCAGCCCCGAUCGGGCGCUGUGCUGCGUACCAUCUGCAGCCAAGCGCUCGCACCAUACGUAACGGAGCUGAAGACCGCUGUCGUGGCCGGGGAUCGUUCGAUUGGGCAGAACGAGCUGUACGAGCUGCUGAUGGUGCUGCACGAGGUGAAAAAUCUGUCCCCAUUGUCCACCAAUGCAAGCGAUAAGAAGAAAGGCGACAAAAAGUCGGAGCUGCUCAAAUGGGACAGUAUCGGCGCACAGGUGCAAUCGAUGCGCUUGUUCGCGCUCAACUCGCAAACGAUGUCCUCGUACCGACGGUUUUGUCAGCGACUAAAUCUGGCGCCGGUCAGUAAUGAGGGGCUGCCGGCAUUGAAGGAAACCGGAACCAACGGUGUCAGCGCGGAAGCGUCAUCCAACGAAGUAAAACCUGCCGCGAACGGCAUCACCCCUAAGCAGGGUAACGCGAAGAAACGGAAAGCUACGCUGCAAGAAGCAGCGAACGGAGAAGAAGAAGAGAAUGAUGAGGGUACGGUCCCACUGUUGUUGAAUGGGCAUGGCAUGAACGGAAGUGCGGAAGAGGAAGCAAACGACCAACCUACGGAAGCUAACCAAUCUGACAAACGGAAGCGAAAGAAGGGCAACAACAACAAGAUACAGGUGCACGACACGAACGGCGGCGGUGAUGAGCCGACGGAGCUCAAUGGUGGUGACGCUCAAAGCAAGCGGAAGCGAAAGAACGAUAACCAACCGAACGGCGAAGGAGACGCAGCAACCGCGACGAGCUCUUCGAAGCAGGAAAAACGACGACGAAAGGAGGCCCGAUUGCUGGCCGCGUCGCAAGGGAUGGAAGACAUUUCGUUUGCCAGGGUGGUACAACUUGAGUAAAAAGGUGCGCGAGAUGACACGCGUGUGAUCGUGUGAAGUGCGCGCGCUUUAGUUAGGAUCUUCCUUUUUUUGCAAAUGAAUAUGAUUAAAAAUAUUGGUCCUCAAUAACGGU